Colletotrichum destructivum is the source of this 4078-nucleotide messenger RNA. RefSeq names its product Putative serine/threonine-protein kinase Atg1. Gene Ontology annotation, cellular component: cytoplasm; cytosol; phagophore assembly site. The coding region runs from base 1030 to 3918 and encodes 962 amino acids. The transcript has 4 exons. Gene Ontology annotation, molecular function: protein serine/threonine kinase activity; ATP binding. The record is from RefSeq and is a predicted model, not a curated record. Gene Ontology annotation, biological process: response to starvation; autophagy of mitochondrion; autophagosome assembly. Lineage: Eukaryota; Fungi; Ascomycota; Sordariomycetes; Glomerellales; Glomerellaceae.
CCUUGCAACCACCUCCCUAUCUAAUCGCCCUUAUCCACUUUGCGCCCCAUCCGUCCUCGUCACUCCCGUCUUGUCUCUCUGUCACUCGAUUCUCUCCUUCGGCGCAUCCCUCGACCUUCUUCUACGUCGCUUGCCCAUCCCCCCAUCCCGAACUGCCUUUCUUCCCCUUUUGUCGCCAACCUCGACUUCGCUCUCUCUCUCCCUCUCUCUCUCUAUUUUUCUCUCCCUUUUGCAGCUCCUUGCUCCUCCCGUCUACUUUGCUUUCCCACCACCCACGACCUUCCUCGACUUCUCUGCCCCCCGGCCAUCAUCUUCUCCGAGACCUGUGCGUAUACCGAGUAUAUACGUUACAUCCCACACACCGUUGGUACCGCCGUUUGCCUCUCCUACAAUCGUCUGUCAGCCCGGGUACUUGCAGAGUACAAACGUCACAGUCUCGAGAGCUCCGAGUCAUUGGCUUGACCUUGGAUCUUGCCUGACUCUUGUCCUGCAAAGUCACCUCUCUCGACCCUUCCGCGCCUCUCACCCUCCCCCCCCUCCGACCACCGCUCGCUCUCAGCUCGACAAACCGAUAUACACCCAUCCUUGCCUGCCUUUGACUUCGGUCGACUUUCGCUUCUCUCCCGAUCGCGUCGUCUGCACACUAGACCGCCAUUCUACACUCGCACACGGACGUCACGACGGCCCUUCCAUUCUGCAUCAUCACACUGUGCUUGUGCGUCUCCGACCUAUCGGAUAGCUGCCUGCCACCUAGUUUACCGUCCCUCUGCCUACCGAAACAACAAUCCCAGGGUUCAGGCUGCUACCCGAAGCUCUACCUACCUGCCUCGUCUCUGCUUCUUCUUCGCGCUGAACUCUUCCUUCUCCUUUCAUCAACCAAACCCAUCUGCAUCAUCCUCUCUUUCACGACCUCGGACGUGUACAUGACACCGCAGGUCGCCGACGUCUUUCGAAUAGAAUAGGCCCACGGCCUGGACUCGACUGCCACCGGUAUCGCACCUGUCCCAGACAACCUCACAGGCGGAAGACAUGGCGGAGCGGCUUCCAACGUCGUCCUCCUCACGGAGGCGACGCGAAGGCGAUGCUUCUAUUGGGGACUUUGUCAUCGGAGGUGAAAUCGGCAAGGGCAGCUUUGCCCAGGUUUACAGCGGCUACCACAAGAGUUCUAAGGCAACUGUGGCGAUCAAAUCCGUGGAAAUGGGACGCCUCAACAACAAGCUUAGAGAGAAUUUGUACGGCGAAAUCCAAAUCCUCAAGACCCUUCGUCACCCUCACAUCGUCGCCCUGCACGACUGUGUCGAAUCGGCCACACACAUCAACCUCGUCAUGGAGUAUUGCGAGCUCGGCGACUUGUCCUUGUUCAUUAAGAAGAGGGACAAGCUCAGCACCAACCCCGCUACCCACGAGAUGGCGAGGAAGUACCCCGUCACCCCUAACUCGGGUCUUCACGAGGUCGUCACUCGCCAUUUUCUCCAGCAGCUUGGAAGUGCCUUGAAGUUUCUGCGCGAGAAAAACUACGUACACCGAGACGUCAAGCCUCAGAACCUUCUCCUUUUGCCUUCGCCAAGGUUUAGGGAGGCACACUCGCGUCCGAUCUUGACUGGCAGCCAGGAUUCGUUGAUCCCGAACGCCGGCCUCGCCUCCCUCCCGAUGUUGAAGCUUGCCGACUUUGGUUUCGCUCGCGUCCUGCCAUCAACCUCUCUCGCUGAUACCCUCUGCGGAUCGCCCCUUUACAUGGCACCCGAGAUUCUUCGUUACGAGCGUUACGACGCCAAGGCCGACCUCUGGUCUGUCGGGACGGUUUUGUACGAGAUGAUUACUGGUCGACCGCCCUUCCGUGCCCGAAACCACGUUGAGCUUUUGCGUAAGAUCGAAGCCGCCGAGGAUAGGGUGAAAUAUCCGAAGGAGCUUGUGGUCAGUAAAGAGCUGGUCAAGCUCAUCAGCAAACUCCUCACACGAAACCCCGUUGAGCGCAUGAGAUUUGAAGACUUCUUCAAUGACCCAAUCUUGACCGAUCUGAUCCCCGGCACGGUCGAGGAUGAUGCUCCUCCCAAGCCGGAACCCAAGGCCUCCCGCGAUUUGCGAUCUCUUGGCCGCUCCGACUCUACAUCAUCAUUGUCUCGCCGGCUGUCCCUUCGUCGACAAGCUGAAAACGAAGCUGUUCGUGAGCAAGUUGAGACGGCAAAGUCGCCUCGGGAGAAACCUUUGAGAUCACCGCAGCUGCCCAGCCCGAUUGAAGGUCGAACUCAACAGACUGCCGCUGACGCUACAGCACGUGCAGGGCACUCGCCAGGACCAGACAAUGGAGAGGGACUCGGAAUUCGACGUCCCCCGUUGCCUGAGCCCUCAACUUCGGCGCCCAGCCGGCCUCACAGACUCUCCAACGCGUCUCUCAACCGACCCUCUGCACGAGCCUCUGCUUCACCACCGACUUCGUACCUCAACGAUAACUCGCCGAGAAACAAGCUCCGUGCCGUCACGGAGCGGAGCGUCACAGAGCAAGAAAAGGCUGCUCAAGACGUCGCAUUCGAGCGAGAUUACGUCGUCGUCGAGAAGAAACAUGUAGAGGUGAACGCUUUUGCCGACGAAAUGGCAGCCAACCCCCGCCUUACCUCUUUAUCGCCCAAGACCGGUCAGAUGAUCCGUCGAGCAACACAACAAGGUCCCCCUAAUUCCACAACGGGGGCCGGGCGUGUGCAACCCUCCAACGCAGUCCAGAUUGCCCAGGGCAAGGGACGUUCCGGCCACGAACGUCGCGAUUCGUACGAUAGCAAGAAUUUCUCUGCAAGUCCGACCACCCAGGGGUUUAUCGCAAAGGCUAUCUCCGAUGCCAGCGUGCGUCUGUUCGGGUUCAAAGUCCCACAGCAUGUGCUAGGUGCAAAGGGGGCUUCUCCGCCUCUCUACAGCCCGUUCCCUGCCUACCCGACGCCGUCAGCCCCCGUCGGGCUCAUUGGUGACGGCAAGGAAAGCGCUCCCGCCGAUGAAGACGCGCGAGCCGUCAAGCUCAUUCAGGAUUUUGCGCACCGGAGUGACUGUGUCUAUGGCUUUGCCGAAGUCAAAUACAAGCAACUAUUCCCUCUCUCGCCAUCAAUGGAGCACGGACUUGGCGGCAUGCCUGCCGAUCAAAUCACUGGAGACGAGGACGAUCUCACCCCCGAUGCCCAAGUUUCUCUUUCGGAGGAGGCUUUGGUUCUUUACGUCAAAGCAUUGACUUUGCUAGCUAGGGCCAUGGAUGUCGCAAGUCUGUGGUGGACACAGAAAACGCGCGGCGACGCAACAGGAGCAUCCGCGGCCGAAGUAUCCAAAGAAGGCCUCGCUCAACGGAUCAACUCGACCGUGCAGUGGGUACGAAGUCGCUUCAAUGAAGUGUUGGAGAAGACCGAGGUCGUCCGCUUGAAGCUCAUCGCUGCCCAGAAGAAGCUUUCGAUUGACCACCCCAGUCACCCGAGUAACCACUGUGGCGAGUCGGCCAACUUGGCAACACCAGGCGCCAAGGAGGUUUAUCUUACUCCAGGCAUCAGUGCCGAGAAGCUGAUGUACGAUCGAGCCUUGGAGAUGAGCCGAACGGCGGCCAUUGACGAAAUCACAAACGAGAACCUUGAGGGUUGCGUUACCUACUACGUCACAGCCAUUCGCAUGCUUGAGGCUGUCUUGGACAACGAUGAGGACACGGUCAAGAGGCGUUACUCGAGCUCAGGCAAAGACCUUUCGCGCGAAGAGAUCUCGAGCGAUCUGACCAGCGAUGAUCAACAGGUUGUCAAUCGAAUGAUCCAGAUGAUAACCGCUCGUCUAUCGACUGUCCGCAAAAAGAUGGCCAUGAUUGCUGAGGCAUCUAGAUCGCAGCAGGUUGCGCAGCUUCCAGCGCGCAAGCGUAGCGGCGACGUGACGCCCCGUAGCGUGCCGUCGUACGCCUCGUGAACCUGGAAAAAGUUUGCUCAAAAGAGAGUUUGGCUCUCGUUUUACGGAAUGGAAAAAUCAACACAACAAAGCCCCACGGCUACGAUCACUUGCGUUUUGUUUCAGACUUCGGAUGCCUUGGCCAUUCGAAGAAUUGUUUUCUUGACGACCUGAGUCGGGG